Molecule: messenger RNA, 1421 nt
Organism: Mercenaria mercenaria
Lineage: Eukaryota; Metazoa; Mollusca; Bivalvia; Venerida; Veneridae
Exons: 12
Coding region: 91-1233 (380 amino acids)
Source: RefSeq, a predicted model, not a curated record
GGGACAUAAUUUAGUGCCAUUUACACUGUUAUGUUAUCUUAUCUCUGUCGGUCCUUAAAUAGUGUAUAUUUGUAGGGACACUAAACAAUCAUGCAGAACAAAAGAAAAACAAUCAUUGCCAUCUUCUUGAAUCACUUUCUGAUUGUAGUUACAAGCUAUAAAUGCUUACAGUGCGACGAAGUUCCGUUGCCAAAUUUAUGUGAAGAAGUUGGAGAGUGUGGGGCACAUGAAGUGUGCGCUGUUGAGCAGUACGUGACCGCCGCCGGAAGUUUCCGGUACAGACAAAGUUGUAGAGACAAACUGGAAUGUGGAAGCGUGCAAUCCGGUCUUGGAAAGAGAAAUGAGUUGUUGACAUGCUCGGAGUGUUGCCAUGGUGAUCUUUGUAAUGCAGCAGGUUGUGGAGAGAAAGGUUUUGAUCUUGCGUUUGGGCCCAUCUGCUAUGCAUGUCCGCUUCAAAUCGGAACAGGAAGUUGCUCCAAGAUUCAGCAGUGCGGAAGGGACAAGUAUUGUUCCAUUCAUCCGGUUACACGACUUGGAGCGCCAGACAAUUUGUUUGAGACGAAAUGCACAGAGCAAAACAUGUGUGCUGCUCGCGACGAGAUAGAUUCAUCUGCGAUUGUUGGUCGUAAGAGAUCGACAUGUAGCGUUUGUUGCAAUUCCACGCUGUGCAAUGACUACGAUUCUCGACCAUGUGUACCAUCUACUACUACUUCAGCUGUAAAUUCAGUGACUACAGUCACUGCAUCGCCAACAACGAAAACAACUUCUGUGCAUUCAGGUAACACUUCACCAAUACAAACAGUCAGCACAGAGAAAAUUGUCACAUCAAACGGUUUCACCACAGCUCCUGUUACGGAGGAAGUGUGCGAAGAUGCUCCAGAUGCGAAAUGCCACGAAGGAGCCUGCAGCGGUAGUCCAAAGGAAUAUAUAGAGAAAAACUGUCGCAAAACGUGUAAAAUUUGCGGGAAGUCAACAGCAACAGUAAAAACUACACCCGUGGCAACUUCAAUUACCACGGCCACCUCGACUGCAAGUCCAUCUACUGUUACUUCCACACCGUUCAGAACAUCGACCAUGUCCGCAACAAGCAAAUCAGGGAUUACAGGUCACACACAUGAUCCUUUCUGCCUAGACGUUGCCGUUGGUUGUGACCAGUACGUUCACUUUUGUACACUAGAUGUAUAUAAGGACUGGACAAAAACAAACUGUAGAAGGACGUGUGAUUAUUGUUAGAAAGAGGAGACACCGAUACGCUUUUGAAACGUUCGUAUCGGUAUUUUGAUUUAUUUUUAGAUAAUGUCACACUAUGCACAUGUUUUAGAAGGCAUUUCCAAACUUCGUUUCUUAUGUUAACCUGCACAGUUGUCAAUAUGUUACAUUUUUGUUGUCAGAAAACGCUAUAUUAAAAUACUAGAACAGGA